AUGGGACAAUGGAUGAGCGAAGAACAAUUCGGCAAAGAACUUGACGCCAGAUUCCCCGGAUGCAUGGCUGGACGUCCAAUGUACGUUGUGCCGUUCUCCAUGGGACCCAUCGGUGGACCACUGUCAAAAAUCGGAAUUGAACUCACCGAUUCAAGUUAUGUGGUGCUAUGCAUGAAGAUCAUGACCCGUAUGGGCUCAAAAGUCCUGGAGGCGCUCGGAGACGGUGAUUUCGUCCGCUGCAUCCACUCCGUCGGUCUUCCUCGUCCUGUCAAGCAAAAGGUCAUCAACCACUGGCCUUGCAACCCCGAUAAGGUCAUGAUCGCUCACCGACCUGUAGAAAGGGAGAUUUGGUCAUUUGGAUCGGGUUAUGGUGGAAACUCACUUCUCGGAAAGAAAUGCUUCGCACUCCGAAUCGCUUGCAACAUCGGUUACGAUGAGGGAUGGAUGGCCGAGCACAUGCUGAUCAUGGGUAUCACGAAUCCAGCAGGUCAGGAGCGAUUUGUUGCCGCUGCUUUCCCCUCUGCAUGCGGUAAGACGAAUCUCGCCAUGUUACUGCCGACAGUACCCGGCUGGAAGGUCCGCGUAGUAGGUGACGAUAUCGCCUGGAUGAAGUUCGGCGAAGAUGGACGCUUGUAUGCCAUCAAUCCAGAAGCUGGAUUCUUCGGAGUCGCGCCAGGCACAUCCAACAAGACCAAUCCUAUGGCCGUGGCUUCGUUCCAGAAGAACUCAAUCUUCACCAACGUCGCUGAGACCGCCGACGGCGAAUACUUCUGGGAAGGACUCGAGAAGGAGCUCAAGGAAAAGAAAAACUUGACUGAUGAACAACUGCGCCAUAUCGAAAUCACCAACUGGCUUGGCGAGAAAUGGCACAUUGGAGACGAGGGUAAGGCUGCCCAUCCGAACUCGCGUUUCACAGCACCGGCUGGUCAAUGCCCGAUCAUCCAUCCAGACUGGGAAGCUCCUCAAGGAGUACCAAUCGACGCUAUCAUUUUCGGAGGUCGUCGCCCGGAAGGAGUGCCCCUUGUAUUCGAGAGUUUCUCAUGGGAACAUGGAAUUCUCGUCGGAGCGCUCGUCAAAUCAGAAGCUACCGCUGCUGCUGAGCACACUGGAAAGCAGGUAAUGCAUGACCCGAUGGCUAUGCGUCCAUUCAUGGGUUACAACUUCGGCAGGUAUCUUCAGCACUGGAUCAACCUUGGAAAGGCACCACACAAGGUCCCGAAAAUCUUCCACGUGAACUGGUUCCGCGAGACCAAGGACCACAAAUUCUUGUGGCCUGGUUUUGGUGACAACAUCCGUGUACUCGACUGGAUUCUCAGAAGAGUUGAAGGAGUUGAUGACAUCGCGGAAGAAACCCCCAUCGGAUACAUCCCGAAACGAGGCAGUCUUAACCUUGACGGACUCCCACGUAUUGACUGGAACGCACUGAUGUCCAUCCCCAAGGACUACUGGGUGGAGGAUAUCGAUGAGAGCAAGCACUUCCUCGAAUGCCAGGUCGGAUCCGAUCUUCCAGAGCCCAUCUUCGAGCAACUGGAAGCCCUUGAGAAGAGAAUUCAUGCGAUGUAA
This is a messenger RNA of Cooperia oncophora, 1563 nucleotides long. Lineage: Eukaryota; Metazoa; Nematoda; Chromadorea; Rhabditida; Trichostrongylidae. The record is from the annotation of a GenBank genome assembly.